UGCCCGAGAAACCAUCGCCGCGUCUGGGUGAAAACUUUCGACAAGGCCUGUGCUUGCUUGUAACCAACUUCUCCUCUUAUUUCCUGAAGUCACGGACAAUGAAGAUGGUGAUGCUAUGCAUGCUAGCUUUGGCCCUGGUGGGGAGCGCCGCUGGGGACCUGCCGCCCCGUGACAGAUCGUACAAAAUCCUUGUUCUUAGUCCUGUGACGUGUCCAAGUCACAGAAAUAUGUUCAAAUCCCCAGUCGAAAUCCUGGCUGAACGAGGACACAAGAUAGUGAUGCUUAUCCCCUUGCCAUCAAUCUCCAAACAUCCAAACGUGAAAGAGAUAAACAUUGAGAUGCCCGAACCAAAUAUGAAUUUAUUUGUAGAAGGCAAAUCUCUUGGAGGUUUACCUGUUCUGGGGAAAGACCUACCUGCAAUGGCGCAGAAUUUUUACCAGAUACCAUCGGUGAAGCAGUUAUAUGAAAAAAGGAAAGACUUUGAUCUCAUACUAGUGGAUCACAUGUUCAAUGAGGCCGUUUACCCAUUCCUGCACGAGGUCCCUUUCAUCACAGUCGCUGCACCCGGGAUGGACCACCGCCAGAGUGCCGUCUUGGGCAACGUCCUCAACCCUUCCUACGCCCCUCACUUGAUUGGCAGCUUCCCCUUUCCCUUGUCUCUGUGGUAUGCUGGAAAAAUUGAGCUUAAUAAGCCUAAAGCGGCCGGAUCCACCUACUUCACAUAUAAGCCGCACAGAGCCACAACGCAGUCAGUUCGCCUGAAGAUGACUUCAGAGAUAGCUCGAAACGUUGCACAGUUCAUUUUUGGAGAGCUCCUCGGAAUAAUAACUCUCCCAAUCUCAGGCCAGUUCCCUGACCUGCCGCCGCUGCUGGACAUCGAGAGGAACCAGAGUCUGACACUGAUGAACACUCACUUCAGCAUUACCACGCCGGUGCCACUCCUGCCCUCACAGGUGGAGGUGGGCGCCAUACACUGCCGCCCUGGCAAGCCUCUUCCGCAGGAUCUGGAGUUGUGGCUCUCAGAGGCUGGCUCUAUGGGCGUCAUUUACUUCAGUCUGGGAUCAAUCCUGCGUGGUGAACUUAUGCCACCGGAAUACCUCCAAGUCUUCCUGGAAGCUUUCCGCAGACUGCCGCAGCGGGUUCUGUGGAAGUACGAGGGGGAGCUGGAGGGCGCGUCCGACAACGUCAAGGUCAGCAGCUGGCUCCCACAGCAGGACAUCCUCGCUCACCAGAGCGUGAAAGUGUUCAUCUCCCAUGGCGGCCUCUUCAGCCUUCAGGAAUCCAUCUUUCAUGAAAAGCCUCUCCUCGUCCUGCCUGUCUUCGGUGACCAGCCCAGGAACGGCAUGGUCGUAGAAAACUUGGAUAUUGGUCGUGUGUUGGUGUGGGAAGAACUUACUGCUGACAGGAUCGUCGACACCCUCACUGACAUCAUCAGCAACCAGAAGUACAAAGAAAACGUGGCCAGGAUGUCGGCGUAUUUAAGGGAUCAACCGAUGACGCCACAGGAACUUGCGGUGUUCUGGACGGAGUACGUGAUCCGCCACCGAGGGGCGCCUCAGCUGAGAUGCCCGGCCGCUCAGCUCUCCUGGGUGGAGUUCCUGAUGCUGGACGUGGUGGGUCUCCUGCUGCUGGCCCUGCUGCUGCCGCUGCUUCUCAUCCGCCGACUCUUGAAGGCAAUCUUCGCGGCCGUCCUCGGUGGCAACUCGAAAAGGAAGUGGGACUAAGGAUUAUGAAAAAUGGAUAUCGAGGAAUAAGAGAUAUGCUUGAUAGAGUUGUGGUAUUUGUGGUAACUUUAAAUAAUAACGGCAGGCUAGGCAUUGUCAUUUGGAUGUUUUGAGCUUCAGAUUUCUCCCAUUAGCUUCCUUAAUAAUGUAUAUACAAUGUUUCUGCUUGUUCUGCGUAUGGAUAUAAGGAAAAUUUCCCUAGUAGUAAAAUCGGUUCUUGAAAUAAAAAAAAUAAAAAAAAUAAAAAAACAUAACUACA
Scylla paramamosain (green mud crab) is the source of this 1983-nucleotide messenger RNA. RefSeq names its product UDP-glycosyltransferase UGT5-like. The transcript has 10 exons. Gene Ontology annotation, molecular function: UDP-glycosyltransferase activity. Bases 99 to 1724 code for a protein of 541 amino acids. The record is from RefSeq and is a predicted model, not a curated record. NCBI's taxonomy places the organism in Eukaryota, Metazoa, Arthropoda, Malacostraca, Decapoda, Portunidae.